AUCAUUCAGUUAUAUCAAAAGUUUCUGAUCAUUUUACAAAACAAAAUGAAGUCCAUCACCACGCUGUGCAUCACUUUGGUUUGCCUUUACGCGGUUCUAUCCGUUGGAACCGCGGCCCCGCAGGCCAGUGUAUUCACUCAAGAUAUGGUGGAUCCUUCGGAAUUGGACACCGCCGAAGUUUACGAGCAGGAGCAACCUGAUCAACCCGAGAGACGCAUUCCAGUGGAAUUGCUACGCCGAAAGCGCAUCUCCUGUGACUUGCUGAGCGGACUUGGCUGGAAUCACAGCAUCUGUGCUGGGCACUGUCUUGCCAUAAGCUGGCGCUACCGUGGAGGAUACUGCAACGAUCGGGGAGUCUGCGUUUGCCGAUCUUGAAAAAUGUGCGAUAUGCCUGGAACGAUUGUCUACCGGAUUUCCUUGUUGAAUUUUGAAACUGAGCUUGAUGUUCGACUACGACACCGAUAACGUUGAAGUAAAAAAUUUGCUUAAACU
Messenger RNA from Aedes albopictus (Asian tiger mosquito), 492 nucleotides. RefSeq names its product defensin-C-like. NCBI's taxonomy places the organism in Eukaryota, Metazoa, Arthropoda, Insecta, Diptera, Culicidae. The coding region runs from base 46 to 375 and encodes 109 amino acids. The record is from RefSeq and is a predicted model, not a curated record. Gene Ontology annotation, biological process: defense response to bacterium; humoral immune response. The transcript has a single exon.